Molecule: messenger RNA, 988 nt
Organism: Centruroides sculpturatus (bark scorpion)
Lineage: Eukaryota; Metazoa; Arthropoda; Arachnida; Scorpiones; Buthidae
Product: juvenile hormone acid O-methyltransferase-like
Exons: 5
Coding region: 87-911 (274 amino acids)
Source: RefSeq, a predicted model, not a curated record
UAUAUAUAUAAUAGCGUGUAGACCUGAGAAGAUAAUUCUGAUUUAGGACGUUAGACAGCUGGAAUCUCGUAUUGUUUCAGGCAAAUAUGGAAGGAACAGCUGAAGAUUAUGAAAGAUUAAGCACCACUUUAAUCCUUCGCUACGUAGAAUCAGCUUUGGAUUUACACUUUCCAAAUAUGAAAUGGUCUGAUGAGGAUAUCAUUUUGGAUAUUGGAUGCGGUACAGGAAGAACCACCAAAAAUAUUCUUCUACCAAAAUGUCCAAAAUUUAAGAAAAUCGUUGCUAUCGACAUAAUGCCUAAAUACAUCGAAUAUGCCAGAAAAAAAUAUUCCGACAAAAGAAUUGAAUACGAGACACGGGAUAUCCUCCAAAGACCAAAUGUUGAAGAAGUGAAAAGAUAUGACAAAAUCGUAUCCUUCUACGUAUUUCACCGGAUAUCCGAUUUCAAAAAACUCUUUUCUGUUAUAUCUUCGAUUUUAAAGCCUGGAGGAUAUUUUUCGUUCACUUUUUUCAUUAAAAAUCCAUUUUUUUCUAUUUUGCAAGAAAUAAGUAAUAUCGAUGAAUGGACGAAGAUCAUAAAGAGACGACAUAUACUUGAUGAACUUCCACCUUUUCUUAAUUGGAAGGAUGUAGAAACAGAAUUUAGUAAUUUCCUUUCAAAAUUUGGUCUGCGAGUGACAAGUACUAACUGUGAAGUUUUCGACGUGUUUUAUGCCAACAAAAAAGCAUAUUUGGAUACUCAGUUAGUAUUAUUACCAGAAAAAAUUUUUAGAGGCAUGCAAAUUGAAGUGAGGAAUCGUCUUUGGAAGCUGGCAGAACCUACAAUUCUGAAAUAUUCUUCUGUAAAUGAAAACGGUGAAUUUUUUAUUAAUUGUGAAGUUUUGCAAAUAUCCGGAAUGAAGACAAUUUAAAUAGCUAAUUGUCGUGUGUAUUAAUUUGAAUCAUUUACUUUAACGUGAAUGUUUCAAAAUGAAAUAUAAUUAUAACC